UGUACAGUCAUUUCCCUGAAGGGUGUUUCCAGGCGGGGAGUGUUGAAACUGAGCUCAGACUCAUUUGAAGACGGAGCUGAAGGAAGAGAAGCUCAGACUGAGGCAGGACUCACCAUGAUGAAUGAUGAAGAGGAGGACAGAGCAGAGUCUCCAGGAUCCAUCUGUCUGUCUGUGAAGACUGACUGGUCCAAAGAUCUGCCUGACGAGUUCAGACGUGAACCUGGACGCUCAGACACAAAAGUUCAGUCCAACAGACGAGCAGAGUCUCCAGGAUCCAUCUGUCUGUCUGUGAAGAGUGACCGGUCCAAAGAUUUUCCUCCAGACUUAAGUGAUGAACCUGGACGCUCAGACGCAAAAGUUCAGUCCAACAGACGGAGAGCAGAGUCUCCAGGAUCCAGCUGUCUGUCUAUGAAGAGUGACCGGUCCAAAGGUCUACCUGUAUUCUUCAGACAUGAACCUGGACGCUCAGACACAAAAGGGAGUAAGAGGAGUCAUGUUCCUGUGGAGGAGCAGCCGUCCUGCUGUGUUUGGUGUCAGGACGUCCUGAAGGAUCCGGUCUCUACCAGCUGUGGACACUGGUUCUGCAGACACUGCAUCACCUCAUACUGGGACCAGUCUGCUUCAUCAGGAGACUCCUCCUGUCCCCAGUGUGGGAAAAGAUCCAGAACAAGACGUGGACUGCAGACAGCCAGUCAGACCAGCACUGUCCAAAUGAGUGGUGGUCUGCAGGAGGUUUUAGAGAGGGAGGAAGAGGAGAGUGGUGAUUACCCAACCCUGGAUGUCUUCCUGAAGAAGGCCAUGGAGAAAUCCCUUCAAAGUAAAAAUGGUCACCUGGACCUGUUUGUUCGCUUCCUUCAUGGCCUCUCUCUGGAGUCCAACCAGAGACUCUUAGGAGGCCUGCUGGGUCAGACAGACAACAGUCCAGAAAUCAUCCAGAGAGCCAUCAACAACCUGAAGGAGAUGAACAGUGAUGAUAUCUCUCCUGACAGAAGCAUCAACAUCUUCCACUGUCUGAUGGAGAUGAACGAUGACUCAGUCCAUCAGGAGAUCCAAGAGUUCCUGAAGUCAGAGAACAGAUCAGAGAAGAAACUCUCUGAGAUCCACUGCUCAGCUCUGGCCUACAUGCUGCAGAUGUCAGAGGAGGUUCUGGAUGAGUUGGACCUGAACAAGUACAACACAUCAGACCAGGGACGACUGAGACUGAUUCCAGCUGUGAGGAACUGCAGAAAGGCUGUACUUACUUACUGUGGCCUCUCAGAGAGUCACUGUGAAGUCGUGGCCUCAGCUCUGAAGUCCAACCCCAAUCUGACAGAGCUGGACCUGAGCUGGAACAACUGUCAGGAUUCAGGAGUGAAGCUGCUGUGUGCUGGACUGGAGAGUCCAAACUGUAAACUGGAGGCUCUGAGGUCAGUUCACGUGUUUUACUCUGUGUAACUAAUAGUUCUUUUGUUUUCUGUGAUCACAACAUUUAGUCUGUACUCAAACUGGAUUCAUGUUAUGAAUGAAACUGGAUUCAUCCCUCAGUGUGCUGUGAAAUGAAAUCAGUAUUUAGAAUGUUUGUUACAUGUGAGACAUCUAUAUGAACACAUUUUAAGGAAUCUUGUCUUUUAUAUUUUUGCAUGAA
Messenger RNA from Larimichthys crocea (large yellow croaker), 1624 nucleotides. RefSeq lists its product as uncharacterized. The coding region runs from base 115 to 1434 and encodes 439 amino acids. Gene Ontology annotation, molecular function: protein binding. The record is from RefSeq and is a predicted model, not a curated record. The transcript is spliced from 8 exons. NCBI's taxonomy places the organism in Eukaryota, Metazoa, Chordata, Actinopteri, Sciaenidae.